ACCGGAUGUGGCUGAUAUGUAAGCACAAGACUCGUUCAUGAGCUGUGGAUGAUACAAUAGCAAUGGCUGGCAGCAGACUGGAGAGGUUCGGGACUGUAUUCACUCGGGUUCGAGAUCUGAUGCGAACUGGGGUCAUAAAGCCGUCGGAGAAACCCAUCUGGUAUGAUGUAUUUGAGGCUUUUCCACCCAAGAAGGCCCCCCUCUAUGUGAAGCCACAUACUAGACCCUACACCAAGAAACAGGAUGCUGUACCGGAGAUCUUCUACAGAGAGGAUGAAGUUAGAGCGAAGUUCUAUGUGCAGUAUGGGACUGGUCCUCGGCCUUUAGAUCUGUCCAGGACAAAAUCUGUUUCGACGUGUCAGAGGUUUGUAGACAAGUACACAGAAUUGAGGGGCCACAAUGUGCUGGAGGAGUCUGCUCUGUUUGAGGAGACGGGGAAGGCGUUGCUCACCGAGGGCAUCAUGCUAAGGCGGAGAGGAGUACUUCCUGUGUCAGCAGAGUCCAGGGAUCCAGUGCUUGAGCUGAAGCUGAUGGACAUGUUGGCAGAGCAGCAGUCCGUCGGUGAUGACAGUGAGGAGAGGAGAGAAACCUCGACAUAGACCUCAGCUGCUCAAGGCCUGCUUGAUGAGCUGCAGAUCCUCUGAAGACACUGUCAUUUUCUCACUGCGCUGUGUGCUUUCUUGAUACCAGCUUUCCUCACUUAUAUAUAUAUAUAUGUAUAUUCCACAUAAAUUUGCAAACAAUUCAGUCAAAAGUAAAAAGAGUCUCAGAAUUUUGACUUACUAUCUCAUAAUUAUGACAUACUUUCUUAUUAUCCCUCUGCUGUUACGCCCCGCCCUCAGAAAAAAAACCCUGUGUAUAUAUACAUACAUAUGUAUGUAUACACGCACUAAGUGCGCGUGUGUGUGUAUAUGUGUAUAUAUAUAUAUAUAAUGUGUGUGUGUUGAUUGCCAUAUAGAACUUGGAGUUUGAAUAUUUGUGUUGGUGGAUCUGUAUGUAUAAUUCAUAAUCAGAAAUUCAAUCAAUUGAAGCAGUGAAAAAUUGUUUUUUGUGAUUCUCGCUAAUCUUCUGAUGAGUCUGCCUAAAAAUGUUUUCAAUAUUUUGGAGCCAUUUGGCCUCAUUCAUUGUUAUGACAAGCUCAAUGUUUUGAGUGGUCAUAACAAUUAAUUGUUUUCAAUCUAGGGCUGUACUGCAGCCACAUAUACUGACGAUAUCACUUUACCUGAAACAGUAACUUCUUGUGCUGAAGUUCCUGUACUUCGAUGAAUUUCGGAUCAGGCUGGUAUGGUUAACUCCCCAUGUCCAGGACACUGCUACACUCACUUCCUUGACGGUAACUGACUGUUCCCUAAAGAGCAAAGAAAACUUUGCCUAGUGAAUGUUUUAACGUCAUAAUAAUUCACUUAAAACAGGUAGACAAUGUUUACAUUGUCAGCCAUGAUAAUACACCUCGACACAGAAUCAAUGUAAGACCUCAUCUGAAGCCCCGCUGGUCCAGCUGCUGCUUCGUCAACCCGAUUUCCUGAAUGCAUUUCAAAAUAUUCCAGUUUUGCACUGUGUGGGUAGUAUGUUUCAAUCUUCUGGGCGACGAACAUAGUAGAGAUAUUAAUACAUUGAUAAUAUCUAAUAGAGAGGUACUAACUAAAGGUAAUACUUUGAAGGACUGGUACAUGACCUGUUAGUAAAGACACAUUGAAAAUAUCUAGUUGAGAGGUGGUAACUAAUGGUAAAACCUCUUGAAGCAGCCUCAUCCGGAUCGGGUCUAAGAGUCCGGUAGAAGGUUUAGAAGUAGAAACCGUUUGGUAAAGGAUGAUGGGAGAAAAGACAUCUAAAUAAAUAUCAGGGUUUACAGCUGUU
Pseudoliparis swirei is the source of this 1857-nucleotide messenger RNA. RefSeq names its product mitochondrial ribosomal protein S23 (gene mrps23). Gene Ontology annotation, cellular component: ribosome; mitochondrion. The record is from RefSeq and is a predicted model, not a curated record. Gene Ontology annotation, biological process: translation. The coding region runs from base 63 to 599 and encodes 178 amino acids. The transcript is spliced from 5 exons. Lineage: Eukaryota; Metazoa; Chordata; Actinopteri; Perciformes; Liparidae. Gene Ontology annotation, molecular function: structural constituent of ribosome.